Messenger RNA from Brienomyrus brachyistius, 3058 nucleotides. RefSeq names its product EGF containing fibulin extracellular matrix protein 1 (gene efemp1). The record is from RefSeq and is a predicted model, not a curated record. NCBI's taxonomy places the organism in Eukaryota, Metazoa, Chordata, Actinopteri, Osteoglossiformes, Mormyridae. The transcript has 11 exons. Bases 206 to 1546 code for a protein of 446 amino acids. Gene Ontology annotation, molecular function: calcium ion binding.
GGCGCCGCCCCCCACAUACCAGCGCCGCACGCUCCUCUCUGAUUGUUGUCAGUAUUAAACCCACCAAUAUAAGUCGCCAGUUGUUAUACCCUCCUCCGGGAAGCGAAAGCCAGGUCCUCGUCUGUGAGGGGCGGAAAAAAGGGGCUGCUAUCUCAAGAAGCGAAGACAUUCUCUGCAAGUCAAUAAGGAUCUCUUACAGCCCACAAUGUUAAGGAUCUGCCUGUGCGUUUGCGCCAUGAUCAGCCGCAUCGCUUCGCAGGAGGCGGAGGAGCCCGUAACGUACACGUGCACAGAUGGCUAUGAAUUUGAUCCUGUUCGACAAAAAUGCAAAGAUAUCGAUGAAUGUGCCAUCCUAUCUGACGCCUGCAAAGGGGGCAUGAAGUGCAUCAACCAUUUUGGCGGGUACCUCUGCCUCCCCAAGAGUGCCCAGAUAUUCAUCGGCAACGAGGACGAGAGUCCCGUGGAGGAAGCCCCCGCUCCCGCCCCCCCAACAUGGGUCCAGCCUGGCCAGGGGGCAGGCUCACAUAGUAGCAGGCCGGUGCGAUGUGCUGUGGGGUUCGCACCAGAUGAGCAGAACUACUGCAGAGAUAUCGAUGAGUGUGCCACGGGGCGGCACAGCUGCGGCACUGACCAGAUCUGCCACAACACCAGGGGCUCCUACACCUGUCAGUGCCAUCCAGGAUUCCAGAAAAGCGGAGAUCGUUGCGUAGACAGAGACGAGUGUGCGUCCCGUUACUGCAUGCACAGAUGCGUGAACACCGUGGGCUCCUACUACUGUGAAUGCAACAUUGGCCACCAGUUGGCGAGAAACAACCACACCUGCGUGGAUAUGAACGAGUGUGAGGUCUCAAAUCCAUGCCAGCACCGGUGCUACAAUCUCAUGGGCUCCUUCAUCUGCCAGUGUGAUCAAGGCUACAAACUAGCUGCAGACUCCGUGUCCUGUGAAGAUAUCGAUGAGUGCAGCAUUGCCGGCUACCGUUGCCGCUUCCAGUGUGUGAACAACUUGGGGGGGUACUCCUGCACCUGCCCGGAGGGAUACCAGGUCCAGGGAACAGGAAUGUGUCAAGAUGUAAACGAAUGCGAAGGCGACAAUGAUUGCAGGGAAGACGAGAUGUGCUGGAACUACCAUGGUGGCUAUCGCUGCUACCGCAGGAACCCCUGCGAGGAACCUUACGUGAGGACAGGAGAGAACCGCUGCUUCUGCCCAUCGUCGAGUGCCUGCGAGGACCUACCUAUGUCGAUCGUGCACAAAUACAUGAGCAUCCUGUCAGACCGCUCUGUGCCAGCUGACAUCUUCCAGAUCCAGGCGGCCAACAUAUACCCAAAUAUACAGAAUACCUUCCAGAUCAAGUCGGGCAACGAGGGGCGUGAAUUCUUCCUGAGGCGCUCCAGCAAUGCCAGCGCCAUGCUGGUGAUGACCAAGUCACUGACGGGGCCACGAGAGCUCAUCCUGGAGCUGGAGAUGAUCACCUACAACAUGGUCACCCAGCACCGUUCCAGCUCCUUGCUACGGCUCACCAUCGUCGUGGGGCCCUACGACUUCUAACACCCCCCUCCCCCCACUUCCUGUGGUGCCGCUGCAUCACUUCCUGUGUAAAAGAUACCCAGCAUGCUCCAGUAUAUCCAUUUAACGCAGCGAUGGUGGGAGAUUACCAGCAGCUUGCUUCAUUCCUGGAGGAAGAUGAAGAUGUAUUUAAGAUAAAAACGUAACAGAGCAGCUCUUAUUCAUUAUUUUAUUUUUGUUUUUAGUACUAUUGCUUGGCAGGAGUGACACAGUGACUGGUGCUGAUGUCUGUUGGCCCCGAGCUAUAAAGUAGGGCCUAAGAGUCCAUACUGACUCGAACAGGAGUUGCGCAAAUGUCUUUGAUGGUGAAACCAUGAGCUUGCGAGACUUUUGGUUAUUUAUAAAGAGAGGAAUCCUUUUGCCAUUCAGAAAGAAAGCCUGACUCACUCGCAGUUAAAUUCCUACAAGCACCUCACUUGCGCCUUCUCUCCAUUUUUUUUUCCUCGGGGCCCCAGGAGUAUCUCUGUCACCACGACCUACGUAGGUGUCGCAUUUCCCAGCAGGCUGAUUCUACACAGAGCGUCACUGAGCUGCUUAAAGACACAGAAAAAAGCCCCUGCUUAUAAUAUAGUACGGAGAUAGCUGUAUGUAUUAUGACUCUUGUCAUCGAGAGAUGAAUGAUUUUUCCUGAGGGUCAGGGCCUGUAUUUAUACGUCAGUCACCUUGAUGCAGCCUUCAUUUUUAAUUCUCUUGCAGGUUUGGCCAAAACUGUGGAAUGGUUGGAAUGUUGGUCAGUAAGAAUAAUUAUGCUCUAUACUCUACACAUGUGCCUGGAUUAACUUCAGUUACUUAGAUACUUAUUAAAAGCCAUAUUUUUAUAGCUUGUUAUUUAACUGGGGCAGUUGAGGUUAGAUGCCUUGCUCAAAGGUACAAUAGCAAGACCCCCCAGAUUUCAAGUGAGUGAUCUUUGGCUUGUGAGGCCCUGUCCUUAUCCGCUCGGCCCAAAUGACCUGCAACCAGCAGAACUGUUUUUGGUAUUUUAAGUAUUGGAGCAGCGUUGUGUUCUGGGCUGCGGCUGCUUGGUUGAACUAGCUGCCCUAACCAUACGUGAAUCUGCGGCCAGUGCAGGCAGUAUGGAUCCACGAUUUGUAAAUGAUAGCACCCACAGUGCAGGCUUCAAACUGUGGGAUUCAUGUCAAUGUCAGUCCUCCCCACCUCAAAGACGCACAAUGUGCCUCACCCGGUGAGCACUGAAGCGUUAUACGUCUAAACCGCUGCAACGGCAAUAAACUCUGUCCGGUUUUGCUUUAUUUCUUAUUGCGGUACAAGCCGAGUUAUUUUUACCUGAGAAGGAGUUAUUUUCAGCGCGAAAAGCCUUUUAGAAGAUGUCAUGUGCCCCCCCCCCCCCCCAUGAAGGCUUAACCGUUCCCUUUCUGCUUGUCCUCUUAAAUUUUAUACUUAAACUAUAUUUUUUCACACCUAAUUCCUGAGACCUGUUACUCUGAUGUUUGUGAAGUAAUUUUGUAAUUAAAUAAAAUUGAAAAUGGUACAUUU